AGUUGAAUCUCUAAUAAAAAGCAAGACAAAACUUUCAUCAGAUGGACCGUCUUCGGGCACGACUUUAUUAGCCUCUCCCUAUUCACCCCAACGACUUGGCAGGAUGUAUCACAAGUCCAUGUUCCCCGACCUCCCUGUUGUGCCAGAGGCUAAUGUCCAUCACUUGCUCUUCAACCGGCCAGACCAGCAGGCAUGGCCAGAUUACACGCUGUACGUGAAUGCAACCACUGGUAAACAGUGGUCUUUCCGUCAAUUCAUAGAGCGUGUGCGCGACGGGGCCACCGCUCUAGGAAGUGAUAUCGAUCAGGGUGGCCUUGGUAUCUCUCUCGCGAAUGGUGAGAUCGUCGGGAUCCUAAGCGAAAACAGCCUGGACUAUAUCGCAUUGUUGCACUCUCUGUUGGCAAUUACAGUGCCUUUCGCCAUGAUUUCCGGGUAUUCGACUCCUUUCGAAUUCAAACACGCUGUCACAGUAUCGCAGGCGACCCGAAUUUUUGUCAGCCGCUCAUUACUCCCCCUCGCUUUGACUUCGGAUAUCCCAAAUGACCGAAUUUACUUGCUGGAAGGUCACAACGAAGGUCGCUUGAGUUAUGAAGACCUUGUCAACCGCGCUAAAUACAAUCGAAUACCUCGCUUGCCUGUAAAGCAUGCCACACGAGACACUUUGGCAUACCUGGUGUUCUCGAGCGGAACAAGUGGUCUUCCAAAAGCGGUUAUGAUAUCUCACGGAAACUUAACGAAUUCACUCCUUCAGGUCAAGGUUGUAACAGAAGAAGUGAACAAAUUCCAGAAGCCACCUGUUUGGAAUGGUCCCAAUGGCAUGCAGGUGCUAUUUAAUGUUCUCCCGAUACACCAUACGUAUGGCUUGCACGUGUCUUGUUUCCGGGUGUUUUUUGCGCCACUCACCAUCGUCUUGCUCCCGAAAUGGGACGUCAAGGCCUUCAUGGACGCUAUUCCUAAAUUUCGCGCCACCACUUUGUACCUUGUUCCUUCCUUGGUCCAUCAGCUCGUCCAUCGUCCUGAGUUCCAGGCCGCCGACCUCAGUACUGUCCAAGUCGUGCAUUGCGGAGCUGCCUACUUGCCUGUGUCCCUUUCGGAAGCACUGCUUUCUCGUUUUCCGGGCCUCGAGCGGAUAGGUGAAGGCUAUGGGAUGUCUGAAAGCACAAUAUCUAUUGCUAACAAACCCGUUCCCGGCGUGCUUAAUGGGCGGGCGAAAAACAAGCCAGGCUCCACAGGCGUCCUGCUUCCUGGCAUUGAGGUUAGGGUGGUGCGUGAGGAUGGAACGCUGGCCGCAGUGAAUGAGCCCGGAGAGCUACACGUCCGAGCGGGAUGUGUUGCACUUGGAUACCGUAAUAAUCCAAAGGCAACUAAGGAAACGUUCGUUGACGGAUGGCUUCGCACCGGAGAUAGGAUACGAAUCGAUGAAGACGGCGUUUUGUUCUUCGAAGAUAGAGCAAAGGACACACUCAAGGUCUCGGGGUUGCAGGUCUCUCCUGUAGAGAUCGAAAACACACUCCUGGUGCACCCAGAUAAACUUAUUAUCGACGCAUCAGUCGCGGGCGUGAGCGGCGGGCGCACUCUUGACGAGCGGAUACCCCGGGCAUGGGUCGUUUUGUCCCCUGAGGGUCACAAAUUAGGAGCUUCUGCAACGAUGGCAAAGCUCGACGCAUGGGUGCGCGAGUCGUUGAGUAAAUACAAAUGGCUCCGCGGAGGCAUUGAAGUGGUCGAUACCAUUCCAAAAUCACCGACGGGAAAGGUAUUAAGGAGACAGCUGGUAGAGAAAUAUGAACACGGGCGGAAGGCAAUUAAGGCCAAACUCUAGACGAACAUCAUUGGAUAUCUAAC
Suillus clintonianus is the source of this 1842-nucleotide messenger RNA. RefSeq lists its product as uncharacterized. Lineage: Eukaryota; Fungi; Basidiomycota; Agaricomycetes; Boletales; Suillaceae. The coding region runs from base 104 to 1819 and encodes 571 amino acids. Gene Ontology annotation, molecular function: CoA-ligase activity. The transcript has 10 exons. Gene Ontology annotation, biological process: secondary metabolic process. The record is from RefSeq and is a predicted model, not a curated record.